Molecule: messenger RNA, 2886 nt
Organism: Sander lucioperca (pikeperch)
Lineage: Eukaryota; Metazoa; Chordata; Actinopteri; Perciformes; Percidae
Gene: neurl1b
Product: neuralized E3 ubiquitin protein ligase 1B
Exons: 6
Coding region: 368-2182 (604 amino acids)
Biological process (GO): ubiquitin-dependent endocytosis
Cellular component (GO): early endosome
Molecular function (GO): ubiquitin protein ligase activity
Source: RefSeq, a predicted model, not a curated record
CUACACAAUCAUUAGGCUUCAUCUUGCUUUGGGUGAAUAAUUCACUGAAUUAUUCAGAGGCUCCAUGAUGCUCUUGAGGGGGAAUCUCUGCUUACUGUGUCUUUAAAGUCGUGCAGAGGGGAGCUAUACUAAAGAAAGGAGGGGGCUGCUGUGCGCCAGUUGGAGGUGUCUGCAUGUCGCAGCGGCUUGGUGUUGACAUUAAAGAGGAGCGCGUCCAUGCUUCAGCGGGGAUCUACGGCGCAAUUUAAGAUACUCCGAUUGAACCGGUUCCAGGCAGAUUGUCAUCAGACUGAAGAUACAUGGAUGGACAGAGAAAUAGUGCAAUCGGAAUUAACUUGUCAGCCGGUGCGAGGAAUUUCUGGAUAUAAUGGGGAAUACGACACCUAAACCUUUGAUAGAUGCAACGCUGCAACCCCGCCCGGUGGCCAGCAGGCAGUACUACACCCUGCCUAAGAAUGGGGCAGGUGUGGAGAGAAGAACGUCCGCCGCUCCGGUCAGCAUCAAUGUGGAGUCACCCCGCUUUCACCCCCACGCCAAAGGCAAGAAUAUCAGGCUGGAUGGGCAGCUUCGGCGUGCCACACGCAAGAACAGCUUCUGUAAUGGCAUCACUUUCAGCCACAGGCCUGUCCACCUCUAUGAGAAGGUGCGUCUUCGCCUGAGUGGCGUGCACACUGGCUGGAGUGGAGCUCUACGCUUCGGUUUCACCAGUUUGGACCCCAGCGAAUUGGUCGCUACAGACAUCCCCAAGUAUGCUUGCCCAGACCUGGUGACACGGCCCGGCUACUGGGCCAAAGCUCUGCCUGAGAGACUGGCCUUGAAGGACAAUGUUUUGUCAUUCUGGGCUGAUCGCCAUGGAAGAGUUUUCUACAGCAUCAACGAUGGAGAGCCUAUCCUCUUCCACUGUGGCCUCAGCAUCGGCUGUCCACUCUGGGCCAUCAUAGAUAUCUAUGGCAUCACUCAGGAGGUCACACUGCUUGAAAGCACGUUUGCUGAGAGUGUGGGAUCCAGCUGCCUGAGUGCGGCCCGUCUGAGUGCCUAUCUGCCCCAGAGUAGCCACGACUCAGCCAAUUACAACAACAAUCAACUGGAGAACAACCAGGCUGCUGCUGCCAAGAUGGCCAACCUCCAGCUCAAUAACUACACUCAGCUCAUCCCCUGCUGCUCCGCCACCUCUUCCUCCUCCACACCGUCCUCAUCUGCCUCCACUGGAUUCAGCACCCCGAGGGUGGUCCGGGGCCUUCCUUCCCCACUGGACAAUGACUUGCACUUUCACCCCGUCCGUGGCUCUGAUGUAAUACUCUCUGCAGACCGCUCUGCUGCCUGCAUCCACUUUCUGGACAGCAGUCGGACUCUGGUGUUCAGUGACCGUCCACUGCAUGUGGGUGAGACUUUGUACGUGGAAGUCGGCCACCUGGGCCUGCCCUACUUUGGGGCGCUGUUGUUUGGUUUAACAUCCUGUGACCCCGCCAGUCUACAUGCCGCGGACUUACCAGCAGACCCUGAGGUUCUCCUGGACCGUAAAGAGUAUUGGGUGGUGCAUCGGGGCUUCCCCAUGCCUUGCUCUGGAGAUGUGCUCAGCUUCAGUCUGCUGCCCAGCGGAGAUGUGCACCACGGGGUGAAUGGAGUGGGACGUGGCAGGCUGCUCUGUGUGGACACCUCUCAGGUCCUCUGGGCCUUUUUCACCCUGCAUGGGGCUGUCAACAGACUCAGGAUACUGGGAACACUGCAAUCCAGUCCUCCCUCCACAUCCACCAGCACUUCUCAAAGCAGCAGUCCCGAUGACAGUGACUCCGACCUGGCGUUCAGUGUCAACAGAUCCUCCUCUGCCUCUGAAUCCUCUCUGGGUAGGUUACCAAAUGUUGACAGCAUGCCUGAUGCUACAAUGGUUGACUCCCCCACAAUGCCACGGCAGGAAGGCUAUUAUGGUAGUAGAGUGACUGCUCCCAGCUCCCCCCUCAGCCCUCCCGUCUCUCCGACUCUCACCGCCUCAGAACUGCCCUCUGCUGGAAAAAACGGAGAAUGCACCAUUUGCUUCGACCAGGACGUGGACACCGUCAUCUACACCUGUGGACACAUGUGUCUGUGCAACGACUGUGGGCUGAAGCUGAAGAGACAGAUCAAUGCAUGCUGUCCGAUAUGCAGGAGGCCGAUCAAAGAUGUUAUCAAAACAUAUCGGCCAUGAUGGUCCAGAUGUUCAAACAGGUGCUGUGACUUACACUGUUGGAUGCCACCUGACCUGUGACCCCUUCUCAGGCUUGUUUGGACACAGAUCUUGGCCCCAAUUGGAGAUUAGCCAAACCAGGACAUAAUUGUGCCUAUAUGUCCAUUUUAUAUGGGUAAAUCUUUUGUGAAGAUAGAAUAUGCUCUUCAUACACAGACCUGUGAUCAUCUUAAAACAUAGACUGCUACAUGAGCUCCUUUGAUUUGGCUGAGAAAGAAGAGAUGAAUCAUGCGCUCCUUUUUUGUAAUGUCAAUGUAAUGUCUCUUACGUCACGUGUAUUUGCUGAGCAGAAAAUCCUGCUGUGAAUAUUUGGUCCUUACACUCAUCGUCCUAGAUUAAUGUGUGCUUCAGCAGAGUAUGUGGACCAUAGUCUAUAACUUGUAGUGCCUUAGAUUUAUGUCACAUUGUGUGUACAAGUAAUCAUGCUACCAAUCCUAGCCAUAUUUUUAAUGUACAGUACUGAAAGUGUGUGGUGAAAAGGCACACAGAUGCAGAAUAUAUGCAACGGAAGGUGUUAUAGAAAGAUUCUUUAGUGGAAAGAUGUAACUGUAUUAAGUGUGUUCAGUGGCGUGCUUUAAGAAAAGUAUGUUUGGAAAGUACAAAAUGAAGAAUCCGGUUUUACACUUUGAGAGAUUAAUAAAAGUGGACUGUGUGAUUAAAAUGUG